This is a messenger RNA of Corapipo altera (White-ruffed manakin), 4665 nucleotides long. RefSeq names its product zonadhesin-like. Gene Ontology annotation, cellular component: extracellular matrix. The record is from RefSeq and is a predicted model, not a curated record. NCBI's taxonomy places the organism in Eukaryota, Metazoa, Chordata, Aves, Passeriformes, Pipridae. The transcript has 28 exons. Gene Ontology annotation, molecular function: protein binding. The coding region runs from base 1 to 4665 and encodes 1554 amino acids.
AUGUGUGAAGUAAGUGAAGUUUGCAAGGUGGAUGGAGUUCAGGUUAAACUUCCUGUGGAUUUGAACCAUGGAGCCAGAGUAGCCAUAAAAGGACAUUACGUGGUCGUUGAUACCUCUCUAGGGAUCCAGGUUAAGUUUGAUGGUGACCAGGAGCUUUUCAUUCUGGUUGAUGAAAGUCUCAAAGGACAGCUGUGUGGUCUUUGUGGAACAUUCAAUGACAACCAACUGGAUGACUUUUUAAACCCGGAUAAAGUCCUAGAACAGGAUCCAAAUAAAUUUGGUGACAGCUGGAUAGUGAAGGAUGACAACAGGACGUGUAAUACAGUUUCAGUUGUGCCGCCUGCUUGUGACACAGCAAAAGAGAAAGAAUAUGAAGAACUCUGCAAAAUUGUUUUGAAAAAUAGUGGACCUUUUCAGGCCUGCCAUUGGCACAUUCCCCCACAGCUGUACUUCGAGAGCUGUGUCUAUGAUCUGUGUGCCACAGAGGGGGAUUCUGACCAGUUCUGCAAGAUUUUAGAGGCAUAUGCUGCUGCCUGUGAACUUGGAGGUGUAAAUCUGGGUGAAUGGAGUAAAGAUACCAUCUGCAAUAUGACUCCAACCACACCAGGCACCACCAUCACCACACCUUCAGAAGAGACACCCACGUCAACACCCAUGCCAGGCACAGGUCCAUCAACACCAACACCCACGAUUCCCUUGCCAGGCACUACAACGCAGCCUGCCCACACAACAUCACCAACAACACCAAUACCCAGCUCAGACCGUGCUUCCUGCAGUGCCUCUGGAGAUCCACAUUAUAACACUUUUGACCACAGAGUCCAUAAUUUCAUGGGAAAUUGCACUUACACCCUCUCCAAAGUGUGCAAUGUCUCUGAGAAUCUUCCAUACUUUGAUGUGUCCACAACAAAUGAGCACAGAGGAGCCAACACCAAAGUCUCUUAUGUGAAGUCAGUGCAAGUGGAAGUCUAUGACAACCAGAUUUCUCUACUGAAAAACAAGAAAGUGAAUGUGAAUGGUCGCAGAAUGAACCUGCCUGUAUUUAUUGAGAAGAAAAUCAGUAUUCAAAGCAGUGGUGGAUAUGUUCUCUUGGAAACUGACUUUGGACUGUGGGUGAGAUAUGAUGGAAACCACUAUGCAGAAGUCUCCGUGCCCUCUAAUUACAGUCAUCUGCUCUGUGGCCUCUGUGGUAAUUAUAAUGGUGAUCCAAAUGAUGACAAUAUAAAACCCAAUGGUGAUACUGCCAGUAGUUCCACUGAUCUUGGAGAAAGCUGGCUUGUGCCUGAGAAUAACACCAUAUGCUCCAGUGGUGGGACAGAAGAACAGUGUGAUCCUGUGUUGGAGAGUGAAGUAAAGAAGAACACAGCAUGUGGCAUGAUCACAGACCCAACAGGAAUCUUCAAGGACUGUCAUACCAAAGUGCCUCCAGAGAAUUUCUUUGAAAAUUGUCUUUAUGACAUGUGUUUCACUGGUGGACAGGCAAUAUCUUUAUGCUACGGACUACAGGCCUAUGCUGAGUCAUGUAUCAAUGCUGGCAUAUGCAUAGAGUGGAGGAAUGCUACUCUUUGCCCAAUGUCCUGUCCUGGAGGCAGCAUCUACAAGAGCUGUGGUACUAGGUGUCCCUCUACCUGUUUGAACAUCUCAGUAGCUGAUUCCUGCAGUUCUUUACCAGUGGAAGGUUGCUUCUGUAAGGAAGGUUAUGUUUUGAGUGGAGACAAAUGUGUACCAGAAAGCAGCUGUGGUUGUGUUGAUGAAAAGAACCAGUAUCACCAGCUGGAUGAAAGCUGGUUCACCCAUUAUCCCUGCACUGAACGCUGCACCUGCAAGGCUAAUAACACCAUUGAAUGCACAUCCUGGGAGUGUGGAGUCCAAGAGGAAUGCAGUAUUCAGGAUGGUGUGCUGGGCUGUCAUUCCAAUGGUCAAGCAAUAUGUCAAGUGGUAGGAGAUCCCCAUUAUUUCACUUUUGAUGGAAUGAAGUACACUUUCAUGGGAACCUGCACCUACACUUUGGUUGAGGUUGUCAACACUGCCACCAAUGUCAUUCCUAUAACCAUACUGGGCAAGAAUGAAGAUAGAGGACUGAGAGGGGCCACAUACCUGAAAGAAGUCUAUAUAGAUGUGCAUGAUGUACGAAUCACCCUUCAGAAAAACCAAGGAAUCCUGCUGAACAAUGAGAGAGUCUACACUCCAGUGGAGAACCGACUGCAAGGUGUGUCCAUUGGAAAUGUUGGCAGAUUUAUAGUCGUGGAAACUGACUUUGGUGUGAUAGUAAAAUACGACGGCAAUCACCAUCUGGAAAUCACCCUCCCACAAUCUUAUUUCUCACAGGUGCAUGGCAUGUGUGGUAAUUUCAAUGAUAAUCGUGAAGAUGAUCUGUCCUUGCCCAAUGGAACAGUCGUCAGUGCCACACAGUUUGGAAAUAGCUGGAAAGUGGAGAUAGACAGUGAUAAGGGUUGCUUACCAGACUUAAGAGAAGAUGAUAACCCCCCUUGCACUGCUGAGAAUAAACAAGUCAUUGAAAGCCAGUGUAAUGUCCUAAAAUCAGACAAAUUCAAAGUAUGCCAUAAUCUAGUCAACCCUGAAGACUUUGUAGAGAUCUGCAUCUAUGACAUGUGCCAGUAUGAUGGCAUGAAGUCUGCUCUCUGCGACAUAGUUCAAGCCUAUGUGGAGACCUGCAAGAACCAUGGAAUCACCAUUAAAUGGAGGAAUAACACAUUCUGUCCAUUGCCCUGCCCAUCCCGGAGCCAUUACAAAGACUGUGUCUCCGCCUGCCCAUCAACAUGCAAUGACAUUUUUGCCUCUUCCCUUUGUGACAAGACAGAAGAGUGUACAGAGGGAUGUGAGUGUGAUGAUAAUUAUGUGCUCAGUAAUGGCAACUGUGUACCUCUGAGCAGUUGUGGCUGCAGGGAUGAUGACAACAAUUACUACAGUGCUGGGGAGACAUGGAUAACUCCACACUGCGCCAGAAGAUGCCAGUGUCAGAAGAACGGUGUCAUCAGUUGUAACAGCUAUAGCUGUGAUUCUAGAGAAACCUGUGUGAUCCAAAAUGGAAAACACAAGUGCCAGCCAACAGGUUUUGGAAGAUGCCAGAUCCUGGGUGACCCACACUACACCACCUUCGACGGUCUGGUGCACCACUUCCAAGGGAAAUACACAUAUAUUUUGGCUCAGACCAUCCCUGACCUACCUGAUACUCUCACGCAGUUCAGCAUUGAAGGCAUUAACUCUCCUUUACUCCUAUUUCGACACAUUACCUACCUGAAAGAGAUUCUCAUCAAUGUUUACAACCACACAGUGCGAUUCAGGCAGAACAAGCAGGUUCUGUUGGAUGGUGUCCGUGUGAGACCCCCUCUUCGACCUCAUGACGGUAUUCAUAUAUAUCAGAGGAUAACAAGAAUUUACCUAGAGACAGAUUUUGGCUUAUAUGUGAGCUUUGAUGGCAAUCAAAAUGCAGAUAUAAAGCUGGCCAACACCUACGGAAGCAGAGUGGAAGGCUUGUGUGGUGACUUUGAUGGGAGAUAUAGAAAUGACUUCACAAAUCCAGAUGGUGUUUGGGUGAAGAACGUGAAUGUAUUUGGUGAAAGUUGGAAAGUUCCUUUAAAAAGAAGCUCUCGUUUCAGACGAGAUGUCAACUCAGGAAAUGAGUCUGUGGAGGAGCCAGAUCCAGGACUUUUCCAAGGUUGCAACGAAAAUCAGCUGGAGCAGCAAAAUGCAACUUCAAGAUGCCAAAUCCUGACUGACUUGAAUGGUCCUUUUGCAAAGUGUCAUUCUACAGUCCUACCGGAUUUCUAUUUCACGAGCUGCCUGUUUGAUAUGUGUGUGGAAGGAGAUGAGGUCACUACCUUGUGUCGCAGUCUGGAGGAAUAUGUGCUGGCCUGUCAGCAGCAAGGAGUCAGUAUGGAUGGCUGGAGACAACAGACAGUUUGUGGUAUAUCAUGUCCUGCCAACAGCAACUACAGCUCAUGCACGUCUGCAUGCCCAGCAUCCUGCAACGACCUGACCAGCCCUUCUGAGUGUGAAUCACCUUGUGUGGAAGGCUGUGAAUGUCUCCCUGGCUAUGUUCUUAGUGGUUUUGACUGUGUGCCUUACAAAGAGUGUGGCUGCACAUACCUGAACAAAUACUAUGAGAUUGGAGAAAUAUUCACCACUGAUGACUGCUCUCAGACAUGCCAGUGCACAGAAAGCUCCACUGUUUUCUGCUCUGACAAAGCAUGUGGGUCUGAUGAAAUCUGUGGCAUCUCCAACUACACUCGUGGAUGCUACAGGAGUGGACCAUGUAUGCCAAACCCUUGUCAGAAUGAUGGUGUUUGCUCUGAAACUACCAAUGGCACCUCUCUCCUCUUCUACUGUGAAUGUUCAGAGCUGUACACAGGAGCAACGUGUGAGGCUGAAAAUAUAGCUGAAGACCCUGACACAGAGGAUCCCAAGGACUAUACAUAUGCCAUCGUCAUUGGAGUCGUGGCAGGUGUAAUUGUUAUUGUCAUUCUCAUCUCAUCUACAGUGUACCUGUACAGGAGAAAGAGAAAUGUGGAUACACGUACAAUAACAAGGGAUUCUUCUUUGAAGUGGUCCAGGGAUGAACUGGAUGCCAGAGCACACGAGCAAGAUUAUGGCUGCAUCGUGAACAGUGCAUUUGAUCAAAAUGAAUCCCAAAAUACACAGCUAUAG